AGAAACUAAGAUGGACAAAAGAAAAUAUUAUAAUUGGACAAAACAGAGUCAUUUGAGAUUUAAAACAGAGAAGUAAUAAAGGUCAAAUGUUUUUGUGGUGAGCUCUCAAAAACAGACAUAAAAAAAAGAAGCAGAAUCAUUCCCAUUUAUAACAAACCUAAACCUCUCUUUUCUUCUUCUCUUUACCUUUUUCAUUCCAAAAUCUCUCUCUCUCUCUCUCUCUUUCUCUGGCUCGGGAAGAAGAUGUCACGUAGUUGCUCACAGUGUGGAAACAACGGCCACAACUCUCGCACAUGUCCGACGGACAUAACUACCACCGGUGACAACAACGACAAAGGCGGCGGGGAGAAAGCCAUCAUGCUUUUUGGCGUCCGCGUCACGGAAGCUUCAUCAUCUUGUUUUAGAAAAAGUGUUAGUAUGAACAAUCUCUCUCAAUUCGAUCAAACUCCUGAUCCCAACCCAACCGAUGACGGUGGUUACGCUUCAGACGACGUCGUUCACGCCUCCGGUAGAAACCGUGAACGCAAACGAGGAACUCCAUGGACAGAGGAAGAACAUAGAUUGUUUCUUACUGGAUUGCAUAAAGUUGGAAAAGGUGAUUGGAGAGGAAUCUCUAGAAACUUUGUUAAAACUCGAACACCUACUCAGGUAGCGAGUCAUGCUCAGAAAUAUUUUCUCCGGCGGACUAAUCAGAAUCGUCGUCGUCGUAGAUCAAGCCUCUUCGAUAUCACUCCCGAUUCGUUUAUAGGAUCAUCAAAAGAAGAGAAUCAGUUACAGACUCCAUUGGAGCUAAUCCGUCCAGUUCCGAUUCCUAUUCCGAUUCCACCGUCGCGGAAGAUGGCUGAUUUGAAUCUUAACAAGAAAAAAACUCCAGCGACAACGGAGAUGUUUCCGCUGUCGCUGAAUUUGCAGAGGCCGUCUUCGUCGACAUCGUCAUCGUCCAAUGAACAGAAGGCACGUGGCUCACGUGCCUCCUCGGGGUUCGAGGCGAUGUCGAGUAAUGGAGAUAGUAUAAUGGGAGUGGCUUGAUGAAGAAGAUAAUGUUUUAAUUAAUUUAUAUUGUAUAAGAUAAGAUCUGGAUGAUGAUUAAUUUGAAAUUUGAGAAUUAGGCUAAUUAGAUACUUUGAUCAGAAUCAAGUGAGUUUUUAAGUUUGAAUUAGUGUGUACAUGUUUUUUUGCUCUUUUUGGGGGAAACGACUUGUCGUUUUUGUUGUUGUAUGAUGUAAAACAACAGGUAGUCUCUGUGUUGUUUUGGUCAAGACUUGAUCAGAUUCAGAAGUGAAGACGACUUCAAGCUUAAGAUAGUUUAGAUGUGUCUUUUGAAAAGUUUAAACAGAAUGGUUAUUGGGUUAAGGUUAAGUGUAUCUCAUAUGCUUUUUCUAUCUUUUUUUUUGGUAAGACUUUUCCAGUAAUUUGCCGUUUUCUUCGGGGUGUGUGUUGUUGAUAAUGUCACAUUCAUGAACCAAACACAGUUAUAUUACUUUAGUAACAGUUUUUUUUUGUUUUUUUGUUUGUCGUUUGACGUCAUUUUGUUUUAUUUAUGUUAUUACAUACAUGGAUAUAAUUUAUGAAACUGCCAAGAAAACAAAGAAUAUAAUUUGUUGAAUUGUUAUUGGCCUACCAACUAUAUCAGCAAGAUUCGAAUCUAUACUUUGUUAAAAUGUCUCAAUGUAGGACUGGACUGGAGAUAAAUAUAAAGUAAUAUAUAGGGUAAAGUUUCUAAG
This is a messenger RNA of Arabidopsis thaliana (thale cress), 1724 nucleotides long. RefSeq names its product myb-like transcription factor family protein. Bases 244 to 1029 code for a protein of 261 amino acids. Gene Ontology annotation, molecular function: nucleic acid binding; DNA binding; zinc ion binding. The record is from RefSeq and is marked reviewed. The transcript has 3 exons. Lineage: Eukaryota; Viridiplantae; Streptophyta; Magnoliopsida; Brassicales; Brassicaceae. Gene Ontology annotation, biological process: regulation of DNA-templated transcription; DNA-templated transcription. Gene Ontology annotation, cellular component: nucleus.